This is a messenger RNA of Mauremys reevesii (Reeves's turtle), 876 nucleotides long. RefSeq names its product TEN1 subunit of CST complex (gene TEN1). The transcript is spliced from 5 exons. Bases 284 to 667 code for a protein of 127 amino acids. NCBI's taxonomy places the organism in Eukaryota, Metazoa, Chordata, Testudines, Geoemydidae. Gene Ontology annotation, molecular function: telomeric repeat DNA binding; telomerase inhibitor activity; single-stranded DNA binding. Gene Ontology annotation, biological process: negative regulation of telomere maintenance via telomerase. Gene Ontology annotation, cellular component: CST complex. The record is from RefSeq and is a predicted model, not a curated record.
CGCCUAUGCACAUUCACUGGCAUAAGCUCCUCUGCAGGGCUUUGCAGCUGCCACCUACAAGCGAAGACUGGGCUGAGCAAUUUCUUCUAAUCAUGUGGCCAGCCGCCUGGCCACGUGGGAAGGCAGAGGGAGGAGAUUUAUUGCAGAGCUCUUUCUAGCUUCCAAGUUCCUGGUGUGUGUGUGUAAGCAAACGUCCCAGGGAGACAGGUACAUUUUGGGGCCUAUGAAGGUUGAGUAACAUCCCUUUAAAUACCUGCCCAGAAUUUUGUCUGUGCUGUGCAAGAUGCUGCCCAGUCCUGGUGUUUAUUAUUUUCCUUGGGAGAUUAACUCUGGAUCAGUCGCCGAUGGGGAGACACUGCGAACAUUUGGCAGGUUACACUGUUAUGACAUGGUCCAGUCUGAAGCCAUCCUGACAGCCCUGCACAGUUCAGUCCAGCACCAGGUCUGUGUUUGCACCAAAUUUGUGGAACCGUUCCAAGCCCAGCUUGGAUCCCUAUAUGUGGCUCUAGGAGAGAUUGAGCAGAGGGAUGGCGAGAGGCCUGUGCUGAAGGCUCGGGUGCUGAUGUGCGUGGAAGGGAUGAAUCUGCCCUUGCUGGAGCAGGCAAUACAGGAGCAGCGGCGAUAUUUCCAAGAGAGACAGGGGCAGGUGGAGAGCAGUGCCUCCUAGCCUUGCUGGAGGAAGGUGGUGUUGGACUGAGUCCAGGACAAGAGUAGGAGAGAGUCUGAGCCUGGAGGUGCUUUCCCUUAAGAAAAUCUAAAUUGUCUGUUUUAUUAUUGUAUUGAAUGUGUUCUUUGAGUGAAAUGUUCAUAAAUCAAGGAGAUGAAAAGAGCAUGCAGCCUGCUUCUGUUAGUGAUUAAAAACUGCAUUCAUGUUAA